CGAGUGAAAGAGUGUGAUUUUUUUUUGGGAAAUUCUCACAUUGAUUGAUUGGAUAUGUAACUUAGCAAAAAUUAGUGAUUUCAAAUCUUUCCGUAAUAAUGAGAUGCAAACUGCUUUUGACACUACUGCUACAAUUAUGUUUUGCUUUAGCGCAGGACAUUUUCGGUUUCGGCGAUGACGAGGAAGGACCAUGCGGUCGCUGGAAACCGGGUGAUGUGGACUUGCGUUCAUUCGACCUGAUUCGAGAAUUCCAACUGGAUCGAUUCGAAAACAACGGCAGGCAUGUGUUCAGUAUCGAAGGGACAAACAGUUUACAGACGGCGUACCGGCUGGAAAGUGAAGCCAACUUGACGAUGCGAUCUUUGGAUGCAUUUCCUCGUGGUCUUCCGCAUCAGUUCUCGCUGGAAUGCACCUACCGAACGGAGGCAGAGCCUGUUUCUGCCUGGCACAUGUUCGAGGUCACGAAUGAACACCACGAAAGUCAGUUGGCCGUGACGAUGAAUCCGGGUAGACAGACGCUGGAGAUUGGUGUUCCGAGUAUGGAAGGGGAGCUGCAGGUGGUGGAGUAUCAUCAUUCGACGCUAUUCGAUCAACGCUGGCACAAAAUCAUGCUGGGGGUUACGAACGAUUUCCUCAAUCUGUGGGUCGAUUGUAAACCAGUCAAAGAUGUUGACGGAAAUCUGAAUGCUCCGUUGGAACCCAGAGGACGUUUCGAUACCGACAAUGGGUUCGUUUCGAUUUCAAGGUACGCCGAGACUUCGGUUAUGGAACCGGAAUCACCAAUAGUGGACCUUCAGUGGAUGGUAAUGAAUUGCGAUCCGACACGUCCUGCUCGCGGAACAUGCGAAGAGCUGCCGCUAUAUGAUGUGGCCAACGUUGCCACUAGAUUGCCGUAUGGCCCGGAACCGAAGGCUGACUGUGCGACCGUGUGUCCACCGGGGUACAAUGGAACUGAUGGUGCACCUGGCAUACCGGGAGUUCCUGGUGAAAGGGGCGCCAAAGGAGAACCGGGAUUAAAUGGAAGACGAGGCGCUCCUGGUCCCCGCGGUUUGGAAGGUCCACCUGGAAUUUCAAUCAAAGGGGAUACUGGAGCAGUAGGACAGAAGGGAGAACCAGGAGUUGCAGCUAUUGCUGGUGCUGCUGUCGUGGGCCCUCGCGGACUUCCAGGACCACAAGGUCCGCAAGGUCCGCCAGGAUUUGGUGUUAAGGGUGAGAAGGGCGAUCGAGGAAUCGAUGGAUUACCCGGACUGAAGGGUGAAUCUAUACGAGGAGAAAUCGGUCCGCGAGGACCUCCAGGUCAAGUAGGAGCUCCAGGAAUUGGACUGACAGGCGAAAAGGGUGAACGUGGUUUGACCGGCUUCCCAGGAAGGGAUGGACUUUCGUUACCAGGAAUUCCAGGGACCAAAGGAGAAAAGGGGGAACCGGGUACAAUCGCGCAAACCUUGGCAGCACGUGGAGAAAAGGGAGAAAAAGGUGAAACAGGACCUCGCGGACCAACAGGAAUACAAGGGCUUCCAGGUGCUCCCGGACCUGUCGGGUAUCCCGGACCACCGGGACCCGUUUCAGCUGAAGGCGUCUAUGCUACCGGAAACGUGGGAGUGUCAAUUCCUGGUCCACGAGGAUUGCCUGGUUCUCCGGGAGCUCCAGGACCACCUGGACCUCCAGGCCCACCGUCAGAGGUUCCCUCCUCAGGAACUGGGCGAUACUUUGAAAACUUCAUGUCCUACGGCCAUCGUGGACCAGUCGGUUAUACUGGACUACCGGGUGUGCGUGGAGCAGGUGGUGAUCGAGGACCUGAAGGAGCAAUUGGUUUGCCAGGUCCGCCCGGGCAAGAUGGCGCUCCUGGCCUGCAAGGUAUACCGGGUGUGACGGGACAACCUGGAUCUCCUGGAUUACCUGGAUUACCGGGAAGAAGUUACACCGAGGCUGAAGUACGAGAUAUAUGUGCAGCAGUACUGAGAGAUCACCUAGCGGAGCUAACUGAAGGAUUGAUAGGACCGCCUGGUCCUCCUGGUGAAUCAAGAGCCGGGAAACCUGGUCAGCCUGGAAAACCGGGACCAAAAGGUGAUCGAGGAUAUCAGGGUCCACCGGGUGAUAGAGGAUACCCAGGAGAACCCGGAAAUCCUGGCCUGCCUGGAACUCCCGGUGAGCGUGGUGAACCCGGUAUUGAAGGUAGACCGGGUUAUGAUGGUAUUGGAAGGGAUGGCGCUCCAGGUCCCUCAGGCCCGCCGGGUCCUCCCGGCCUGGAAGUUCAAGGUCCACCUGGACGUCAAGGUGAAAGGGGAGAAUCUGGAAAAUCUGGUGUUCCAGGCCUUCGAGGUCCACCGGGUGUUCCCGGUGUAUGCCCGAACGAUUGUUAUAUGGCUGCAGCAGCUGCUGCUCAAAGCUUCCGAGCUAAUCAACAAACCAAAGGACCAUCUUACUAAACUAAGCUUUGGAACAUUCAUCAAAUACAUGCAAACAUUCUAUGAUUAAUUUCAAAUAAAAUCGUGACGUAAAUUGCUACGGUUAGAAGCAGGAUGUGUACCGUAAAGAAUAAAUUACGCAGACCUAUAAUAAAAAGGAU
Messenger RNA from Topomyia yanbarensis, 2566 nucleotides. Its product is annotated as collagen alpha-1(IV) chain-like. The record is from RefSeq and is a predicted model, not a curated record. The transcript is spliced from 14 exons. The coding region runs from base 99 to 2426 and encodes 775 amino acids. NCBI's taxonomy places the organism in Eukaryota, Metazoa, Arthropoda, Insecta, Diptera, Culicidae.